CAAAAUGUUAGAUUGUGGUUACAAGUCACAGUUUAUGGAUGGCCAGAAAGAGAAGUUUGUAAGGUAGUGGAGACACAAUUUGGCAAAAAGGUUAAGCAAUUUCUCUCAGACAAUGCAACUGACUACUUCGAGGGUACCUUAAACAUCUUCCUUAAAGAUGGAAUCAUACAUCAAUCAUCUUGCACUUACACCCCACAACAGGAUGUGGUUGUUGAGAGAAAGAAUUGCUAUUUACUUGAGACUGCUCAUGCCUUGUUGGAUCUUCCUGGGUAGUGUAAAUACCUGUGACAUAUGCUUCAGAAAAGAAGGCCAGUUAAAUGCCUUUCACCUCACAUGUGCUUCCUUUGCCUUGCAAAUUGUGAAUCCUUAUCUCAUUUGCUGCUUUCUUGCUCUUUUGUACUUGGAAUUUGGGAAUUGUGUUGUUCUCUUUUUGGUGGUAGGUGGACCUCUCCACAGGAUGUAGUAAGUCUUUUCUGCCCAUGUUUCCUGAUACAACCAAGAAAGAGAGGAAGAAUUAUGUGGAAAGCAAUUUAGGAUGCAAUAGUGUGGAUUGUUUGAGAGGAAAGGAAUGGAAGGAUAUUUAAUGAGAAAAGUAGAUUGAAAGAGGAAAGUUGUGAAGUUAUAAAAAUUAGAGCGGCACAUUGGAUGAAGACACUUGAUAUAUUCAAAGAUUUUUCAGUGAAUGACAUCAUAAGGACACAUGGACAUGGACUGAAGUGGCAUUCUCUUCUAAAGGAAAGGUUGGACGACAUGGAUUCCAGAUUAUCAUUGUCAUCAGAUGCUGGAGUGAACCGAUGCGGAUUCAACAUUGAGGGAUUGAAUUGUGCUGGUAGUGCAACUAAUACUCCAUCAGGACCAUCGCAUUCCUUUAGGAUGGGAAUGAGGAAGGGUUCAGAAGGAUUGUUGUCACUAGGUCGAUCCAUUCGGUAUGGGGUUACUCGUGCAGUGUUUCCAGAAGACCUUAAAGUGUCAGAGAAGAAGAUAUUUGACCCCCAAGAUAAAUUCCUCCAGAUGUGGAAUAAGCUCUUUGUCAUAUCGUGUAUUCUUGCUGUAUCAGUGGAUCCUUUAUUUUUUUAUCUUCCAGUUAUUGAUAAAAAUUCAAACUGUUUGGGUAUAGAUAAAAAAUUAGCAAUUACAAGUACAACACUGCGGACAAUGGUUGAUGCCUUCUAUGUUAUUCGCAUGUUUUUCCAAUUCCGCACGGCUUAUAUUGCACCAUCAUCUAGGGUUUUUGGUCGAGGUGAACUUGUAAUAGAUCCUGCACAGAUAGCUCAGCGGUAUUUGCAGCGGUAUUUUGUUGUUGAUUUUCUUGCUGUGCUACCUAUACCACAGGAUAUGGAGUCGAAGAGGAUGAUUGAGAGUGGCCAUGAGAUUGUGGUAUGGAAGUUUCUUCGAAGAUCAAAAGGUUCAGAUGUUCUGGGUACCAAACAAGCAUUGCUUUUCAUUGUGUUGCUUCAAUAUAUACCCAGAUUUACCCGGCUGGUACCCUUGACUGCAGAAUUGAAAAGGACUGCCGGUGUCUUUGCUGAAACUGCCUGGGCUGGUGCUGCAUACUAUUUGCUGUGGUAUAUGCUUGCUAGUCAUAUAGUUGGGGCUUUUUGGUACUUGCUAGCUGUUGAACGCAAUGAUGCAUGCUGGCAUAAAGCUUGUAUUACUAAUACAGUUGGAAAUGUAACUUGCAACACAAAUUACUUGUAUUGUGGCAACCGGCAUAUGCAAGGCUACAGUGAAUGGCGACAAAUCAGUACAGAUGUUCUUAAUAGAGUUUGUUCUGCAGAAGGUGACGAUCCACCAUUUAACUUUGGAAUCUAUACACUGGCUUUGACCUCUGGUAUUGUCACAUCCAGGAACUUCCCAACCAAAUUCUGCUUUUGUUUGUGGUGGGGUCUACAAAACUUGAGUACCCUUGGCCAGGGGCUAGAAACCAGUACGUAUCCUGGAGAGGUUAUCUUUUCCAUAGCACUUGCUAUUUUUGGACUUAUCCUGUUUGCUCUUCUAAUUGGCAACAUGCAGACCUAUCUCCAAUCUCUUACAAUUCGGCUUGAGGAGAUGAGAGUCAAAAGGCGUGAUUCAGAGCAGUGGAUGCAUCAUAGGUUGCUGCCACAAGAGCUCCGUGAGCGAGUUAGACGGUACGAUCAGUACAAGUGGUUGGAAACACGAGGGGUGGAUGAAGAGAGCUUGGUUCAGACCCUACCAAAGGACCUUAGGAGAGAUAUCAAGCGGCAUCUUUGUUUGGCUUUGGUUAGAAGAGUUCCUCUGUUUGCAAAUAUGGAUGAGCGAUUACUAGAUGCCAUUUGUGAGAGGUUGAAACCAAGCUUGUACACUGAGAGAACUUACAUUGUCAGGGAAGGUGAUCCUGUGGAUGAGAUGCUCUUCAUCAUACGGGGUCGGCUGGAGAGUGUGACUACUGAUGGUGGGAGGAGUGGAUUUUUUAAUCGUAGUCUACUUAAAGAAGGGGAUUUUUGUGGGGAGGAGCUCCUGACCUGGGCACUGGAUCCCAAGGCUGCUUCAAAUCUCCCAUCAUCUACCCGCACAGUCAAAGCUUUGUCAGAGGUUGAGGCUUUUGCCUUGAUAGCAGAGGAGUUGAAAUUUGUUGCCAGUCAAUUUAGGCGCCUUCACAGCAGACAGGUUCAGCACACUUUCCGUUUCUACUCACAGCAAUGGAGGACAUGGGCUGCCUCCUUUAUCCAAGCAGCAUGGCGUCGGUAUACCAAGAGGAAACUUGCAGAGCUUCGACGUAAAGACGAAGAAGAGUUUGAUGAGGGGGAUGACUGGGAUGAGGAGGAGGAGGAGGAGGAGGAGGAUGAGGGGGAUGAGGUGGCUAGUGAGAGUACAGGUGCUGGUUCAACCCGUCUUGGUGCAACCAUUUUGGCAUCCCGGUUUGCAGCAAACGCUCUUCGAGGAGUCCAAAAGUUACGGAAUUCAAAGAGCAUUAAGGAAUUGAAGCUUCAGAAGCCUCCUGAACCUGACUUCACUGUUGAUUAUGCAUAAUGAAAUGUUGACGAAUAUUGCAUGGACUCUACUCAAACUCAAUGGAUGAAGUGUCCAACACCGCAUCAGACUUCAACAGUUAUGGAUUUUUAAAGGACACUUGUAUAUGACAUUUCUUUUUUCUCCUUACUUGUACAACAUGUGUAUAGCAAAUGUGGACAAUAAAUUUCAUUUUUUUUUCUUGUAAAAUGUUAUUAAUAACAAAGAUAAUAUACCUAAUUUGACAACAAA
Molecule: messenger RNA, 3222 nt
Organism: Nelumbo nucifera (sacred lotus)
Lineage: Eukaryota; Viridiplantae; Streptophyta; Magnoliopsida; Proteales; Nelumbonaceae
Source: RefSeq, a predicted model, not a curated record